Molecule: messenger RNA, 555 nt
Organism: Dujonia railenensis
Lineage: Eukaryota; Fungi; Ascomycota; Pichiomycetes; Serinales; Debaryomycetaceae
Source: the annotation of a GenBank genome assembly
AUGCUCCAUACACCACACACCAUUCACUACUCACCAUUCACCAAACAGUACUCACUCCAUACAGUACUCACUCCAUACACCAUUCACUACUCACCACUCACCAAACAGUACUCACUCCAUACAGUACUCACUCCAUACACCACUCACUCCAUACACCACACACCACACUCCACUCACCAUGCAUUACUCACUCUACACAGUACUCACUCCAUACACCAUACAACACACUCUACUCACUCCAUCACCGUACACCAAACAGUACUCACUCCAUACACCAUACACCAUACACUGCUCACUCCAUCACCAUACACCACACAGUACUCACUCCAUCACCAUACACCACACAGUACUCACUCCAUCACCGUACACCACACUCUACUCACUCCAUACACCAUACACCACACAGUACUCACUCCAUCACCACACACCACACUUCUUAGUCCAUACUCAACUCACUCCAUACACCAUACAACACACUCUACUCACUCCAUCACCAUACACCACACACUUCACCUCACCACAACUGUCUCAUUCUGCAACCAAAUUAUUGCCUAA